GUCAUGGUUUUAUUUUGCUGUCAAAGGUGGAUAUUCUGGUAAACUUUUAAAAAUUAAUGUGAUGAACAUGAAUAAACAGGGCAAGUUGUACAGCCAGGGUAUGUCACCAGUGGUCAGAACAAUGCCGUGUAAACCACGAUGGGAAAGAAUACGUGAUAGGCCAACUUAUGAGAAUGUCGAUGGUCAGUUUAUUUUGUCAUUUACAUAUCGUUUUGAAUUCAAAGGAGGUGCGACAUACUUUGCAUUCUGUUAUCCAAUGUCAUACACUGAUUACCAAAAUAAAUUUGAGAAAUUAGACGAACACUUUUCUGAUUGCCAACUGUUUACACAUGACAGGCCAGUGGACAGUAUAUACUAUCAUCGUGAGCUACUAUGUCAUACAUUAGAUAAAUUACGUGUUGAUUUAAUCACUGUUACAUCAUGCCAUGGUAUUACUACUGACAGAGAUGAGAGACUGGACAAAUUGUUUCCUGAAAAAGACAAACCAAGAUCCCAUAAAUUCAAGGGCAAAAGGGUAUAUUUCCUGUCUAGUAGAGUUCAUCCAGGUGAAACGCCAGGAAGUUUUGUUUUCAACGGUUUCUUUGAUUUCAUUCUUCGUCCCUAUGAUCCGAGAGCCAAGCAGCUGAGAAAGAUGUUCGUGUUCAAACUGAUACCUAUGCUGAACCCUGAUGGGGUUUCGCGUGGACAUUACCGAACUGAUCAGCGUGGAGUCAAUUUGAACAGGGUCUACCUUGAACCUGAUUUUGAUCGACAUCCUUCAAUUUAUGCUGCAAAAAAAAUAAUUGAAUACCACCAUGUACAUUCCCGACUGGAGAAACCCACUGAUCCAGCUGUUACCAAGAAACCAGAGACGCCAAAACAUUCAAGUCAGAAAGUAUCGCAAAGUGAACUCUGCAACACCAGCGAGCCCAAUGCAAUAAUUGUUAUUCAUAAUAGUGCUGAGGAUACUAGUGCCAAAGAGAGUAGUGACUUAGUUUUAGAGACCAUUCAGGUUUGUGAGAAUGUGACGUCUGAUUCUACAAUGGAAGAUAAGACUGCACAUACAACUGCUGAAAAUAAUCGUGAUGGUGUUUGUGGGGAUGUGAAUCUUCGUUCAGAGUCUUUGUUAUCAGUUAUAAGGAUGUCAGAAGAUAAGGAUGACUCUGGUGCAUCCGAUGGGGAGGCGACUGAAAGUGAUUUAUGCAAAGAGGUUAACAACGUGAGUUUAACAGUCAAGGAAGAUGCUGAGAAAAGUCCUCUUUCACCAAAGCUUCAAUCGGAGAGCUCUGAAAUGAAAAAAGAAGAGGAGCUGGAAAAAAUUCCAUGGAAUGAAAGUGGCAUUGCUGUUUACAUGGAUCUGCACGGGCAUGCCUCGAAAAGAGGAUGUUUUAUUUACGGAAACUACUUGGAGGACGAUGAACAACAAAUUGAAAACUUAUUAUACCCUAAACUGAUAUCGUUGAACACGGCGCAUUUUGACUUUGCUGGGUGUAAUUUUACAGAAAAGAACAUGUAUACCAAAGAUAGGAGAGAUGGAAUGUCUAAAGAGGGUAGUGGAAGAGUUGCUGUUUAUAAAACUAUAGGAAUUGUACAUAGUUAUACCUUGGAAUGUAAUUAUAACUCUGGUAGGAUGGUAAACCCUGUAGCACCAGCCACGAUGGAUGAAGGCCGGGCCACACCACCACCAUUAAUAGGAUUUCCACCAAAAUACACACCAGCACAUUUUGAAGAGGUUGGAAGAGCAGUAGCAAUUGCAGCUUUAGAUUAUAAUAAUUGUAAUCCUUGGUCUCGUCUUCCAUUAACCGAACAUACUCAUUUAGAAGGAGUUCGUACAUGGGUCAAUAAAUACUUGCGUAGUGCUAGAGGAGCGCCCUCACUGCCAAGAAGAAUGUCAAGAAUGUCUUCAAAAACAUCUUGUAUUGUGGCAUCAGCGACUGCAUACAACCCACCAAUCAGAGGCAGACUUUUAGCAGAGUUAUCAACAUAUACCCAGACCAGUACAACUACGUCCAUACAUACAACAUCAGCCACAACAUCAUCACCAACAGUUACAACAAGUUCUAAUGUGUCUAAUGGCACAAUGAGAAAUAGAAUUCCAAUUAGACAGUUAGCUCCUGUCCGAGAAACAAGGGCGUCACUAGAGCGACGGAAAAGAGUUAUGCAACAACAGCAACAUUACCAACAUCAACCGCAGCGGUCCUUGUCAACGUCAAGUCUUGCAUCAACGACUAGUACCAUUUCAACUUCAUCUUCAUCACUUGGUAACUAUGGCAACACCAGUAAUCUAGGCAACAGCUUGCCAGUGACACUUUCUAUGACAACAGCUCCUACUGAAAUACCAUGCCGACUAUCAAAGCAGCGUUCGUUCUGAUAGCUCUGCCACUGAAGAUGAAAAACUGUUUAGUAGAGUUACACCUGGUUUACGUAUCAUUCACCCUCAUAAACCAUCAACUCAUCAUCCGUCAAGUGAAAGAAGAUCAGUAUUUGAUCCACCAGGAUCGGAUCCACCCAAAAGAAGAUACAAAAAAAUAUCUGGUACAAAGAGACGCAGCGCCUCCUACAGUCCAAGUGGUAAAAAUCAUAACCGAAAAGGCAGUGGUACUGAUAGUGAUAUGGAAAAAAAGAGGAAGGUUCGUGGCAGGAAAGCCAGUAAAGGUUCAUCAGGAUUCAGCAUCGUCACAUCUAAUUCUG
Saccoglossus kowalevskii is the source of this 2670-nucleotide messenger RNA. RefSeq names its product cytosolic carboxypeptidase-like protein 5. NCBI's taxonomy places the organism in Eukaryota, Metazoa, Hemichordata, Enteropneusta, Harrimaniidae. Gene Ontology annotation, molecular function: metallocarboxypeptidase activity; zinc ion binding. Gene Ontology annotation, biological process: proteolysis; protein deglutamylation. The record is from RefSeq and is a predicted model, not a curated record.